CUGUAGAGGAGAGUCAUGGGAUGAUGGAGGUUGCGGUCAGGUUGCUGCAAUCCUCAUUUCCUAUUCUACUUCUUCCAUCAACUCUCUGCGUUUCCUUUAUUUCAAGGACGGCUCUUUCAAGUUUUCUGAAGAUCAUGGUAAACCUCAUGGCAGCUCAAGGAUGAUCAGACUAGACUGCCCAACAGAGUUCCUCACUGAGGUCCAUGGCUUGCGGAGCUUCCUUUCUGGGCCAGGUAAUAUAGUGUCGUCGAUAACAUUUGUGACUAACAAAUCCACAUAUGGACCCUUCGGGAAAACCAAACCGUCGUCCGAUGACAGCGACUUCGAAUUCCGAUUGGGCAGUGGCGGUGAUGAUUCCAUUAAUGGCUUUCACGGAACUAUUAACAGUUAUUAUGGUCACGUCGCCAGCAUUGGUAUUUAUUUACAGAUCUCAACUCCUGCUCCCCGCCCCAAUGUCAAGCUGCUUCAUUUCUAAAAUUAUCGUUCACAUGUGCGUGCGAGGCUAUUACGAUGUUAUUAUUCGAUGGAUGUAAUGAAAACAAAAUGAUUUCAUGCUUCGUUUCAUCAUUUAUUCGUAUUAUUACUGUCUUAUUAUUGCCAAAGAAAUUAUUGAAAUAUUAAAC
Cuscuta europaea is the source of this 623-nucleotide messenger RNA. The record is from the annotation of a GenBank genome assembly. Lineage: Eukaryota; Viridiplantae; Streptophyta; Magnoliopsida; Solanales; Convolvulaceae.